CACAUCUCAGCUUCCUGUUCUACAGGAAGUAGUGUUCUUGCUUACAUUUUUGGGUUCCAAGCCAAAAAGUACAGUAACUUAGUUGGUUCUGUAAAAUAAUGGUUGACAGUUGAUAAUGAUUAUCUAGUUUAUAGUAUUUUUAAUUUACGCGUUUCUUCGGCCAUGUCUGCAAGCUGCUGCUAUUUUACCGUGGUGUUUCUGGUCUCGGCUCCUUCGUUCUUGUCGUGUCUGCUAGUUACGGGCGCUCAGGUCGCCUUGGUCGAGAUUCUGCUGAGAGAACGUCCAGAUGUCAGCACCGUUCUACAAGGCGAGGUGCUCGAAGCGAACUGGGAAAGCAGCAGCGUACCCGAAAAACACAAUCAACAAGAGCAUGAUCUCGAAGGGGACCUCAUAUUAGUGCAGGAUGAGGAGCCGCAGGUGAGCCGGGGCAAAGGUGGGGGUGUCCAAGCCAAAGACCAGGAGCCAUGGAUAGGUGUGGUGCCUGUCAAAGUGGAGGAGAGCAAAGCUUCCACUGCUGGGAACAGCCAGGAAUCCUUUGCUGCUGCCGUUGUCAAUAAAAUGAAACGAGCCUUGGUCCUGGGGGCUUCUGCACUCAUCAUCCUAGCCCUCAAUCAGAACACUAUCAGAGAGAUGGAUCUGUCCCAAGUCCUCUCUAAGCCAGUCAUUGUCAUCCAGACAUCAGAAAAUGUUACCAAGCUUAUCGGAGCACUCCUCAGGGGCCUUCAUGCUACUGUGAAAAUCACAUACAAGACUAUUCUACAGGACAACUUGGGGGCCACCCUGACGUUGUGGUCCACGUGCGGUCUCUCCAGAGGCGGUCUGUAUGGAGAGUGGCAGGGGGUCAUCUGCACCGGAGAGACCAACUCGCAGGUCCAGAAGUACCUGCAUCAGCUGUGGAACACGGUCCUACUGGUGGCUCUGAUCCUCUGUACAGGGGUCAUAGUUCAGGCUCGAUGGCAGUACCAGGACAACCAACUCAAUGACGACCUGGAGUUACCAAAACAGGACAUCCUGAAGAGACUGUCUUCCCUGAAGACCAGGAUGUACCGGCAGCCCAAACCGUGGUGUGACCCAGCGCAGCUAGAGACAGACAACUGUGCUGUCUGUCUGGAACAGUUCAACAACAACCAGUGUCUUCGCGUGCUGCCCUGCCUCCAUGAGUUCCACAGGGACUGUGUGGAUCCGUGGUUGCUCCUGCAGCACACCUGUCCUCUGUGUAAACGCAGCAUACUCAGUAACCUCUGUAGAGACAGCUAAUGGUAGCCUUGGCCCAGCUCCUCACCCCACUGACCAGGGCCCAGUUUUUAAAAACUUUUAAUCUGGAUCAGAAUUUCGAUUCUGUAAUCCCCAUUUUUGCUAUCCAGGUUCAGAUCAAUCUGGCUGUUUUUGAGCCAGUUUUCAGAAAAAAAUCAGAUAGGAUCAUUCUGAUCCAGAUACCACAAUAUCAAGAUCACAGAAUUUGGAUUUUCAGUGUUUUGAACAGGCCUAAAUCUUGACAUCUGCUGGACAAAUUGUGGUACUACUUCUACACUGUCAUAGGGUAACAGAGAUGAGUAAACUACAUGAAUGGGGGAUCAAGAUAAUCCAGGUUUUUGGCAUAAAAACUAUCCUAAAAACUAUCCUAAUCCAAACCUUUUAGAGUUUUGAAAAUGCAAAAAUGACAUGAUUAAAGUUCAGAUUGGAUUACCAAAUCUUUAUCCGGAGGAUCAUAAUCACAUUUUUCAGUUACAUUUUUAUAAUCAUUUUUAAUCCUGUCCGAAUCCGGAAUCCAAUCACAUAACUUCUGAAAAGCUGGGCCCAGAACAUUGGGAUCAAGUUGUCUUGUCGUCUUUCGUGACUAGUUUUCAGUAACAGUUCCAGACCACACCUCUUCUUCUUGCACUGGAUUGUGGGCGGGGGAGCUUCUCCCAGCAGCUGGCCUUCUUAUUGGACAAUGUUGACCUCUGACCUUUUAGGGACAGCCAAUCCUGAAGCAGCUUCACUUAUCUAUGUGGUACUGUAAAACAAAUGUUACUGUACCAGUGUUGAAACAAACAGUACAUUCUUCCUGGGAUAACAUACCGUACAAUGACGUUACUCUAUUCUCUCCCACCCUCCUCUCUUGCUGCAUGUGUGAUAGAGUACUGGUGCCUCAUGGUGAAAGUGUCUAUACAUGUCAGGCAUUCUAAUGUUCUGUUAAUCUGUAGUGGAAUUCCAUGUAUGUUCUUUACAGGGAAAUUAAAGUCCAAGGCAUUUUAAUGUGAAAAAAUAA
This is a messenger RNA of Salmo salar (Atlantic salmon), 2251 nucleotides long. It is a transcript of the gene rnf215, whose product is annotated as ring finger protein 215. NCBI's taxonomy places the organism in Eukaryota, Metazoa, Chordata, Actinopteri, Salmoniformes, Salmonidae. The record is from RefSeq and is a predicted model, not a curated record.